This is a messenger RNA of Vitis vinifera (wine grape), 3096 nucleotides long. RefSeq names its product G-type lectin S-receptor-like serine/threonine-protein kinase At2g19130. The record is from RefSeq and is a predicted model, not a curated record. Lineage: Eukaryota; Viridiplantae; Streptophyta; Magnoliopsida; Vitales; Vitaceae. Gene Ontology annotation, molecular function: protein serine/threonine kinase activity; ATP binding. Gene Ontology annotation, biological process: recognition of pollen; protein phosphorylation. Bases 357 to 2750 code for a protein of 797 amino acids. The transcript has a single exon.
GUUUACUUUUUCAUUACUAAAUCAAUCAUUUCGGACUUUAGAGCACUAGUGGCCAGAAGAACCGCAAAUAUUGACAAUUGAGGGAGAAAGUAAAAUUCAAGCAAAGAGACAAUUAUUAUAAUAUUACUUAUUAGCGUAGUGCUUUGCAUGUGUAGGGUAUGGUCACAGACUCACAGUGAAGUCUAGGAGCCUGUGAAGAGGAACAUGUUAUAAAGGAAUAUCGUAUUCGGCCAAGUUAGAGUCUUUUAUUCAUUGUUUAUUGAUCGUGGUUGACCCCAGAGGUCUUGAACAAAGUAUAUUAGGAGUCUCAAGUUUCAGAAGGAAACCCAUGCAUAAGUCUAGAGCUUCAAGCAGAGAUGAGAAUCACUAGUAUGAAGGCAUUCUUCUUCCUUUCUCUUCUCUUCUUUGCUGGUCCCUCCAUGGCAACUGACACCAUUUUCCCAGGCCAGACUCUUUCUGGCAACCAGACAAUCAGAUCCGAUGGUGGAACGUUUGAACUGGGCUUCUUCACUCCAGGUAACUCUUCAAACUAUUACAUUGGCAUGUGGUACGGAAGGCUACCCACCAAGACAGUGGUUUGGGUAGCAAAUAGAGACCAGCCCCUCUCUGAUCCAUCUUCUUCCACAUUACAACUUUCCCAUGAUGGGAGGUUAGUCCUACUCAAAGAGUCCAGAACUGAAAUCUGGUCGACAGAUGUGAACUCUACUACACCUAAUUCCACCAUUGCUGUUCUUCUCGACAAUGGAAAUUUAGUUGUACGGGGGAGGUCGAAUUCAUCCAGUGUAUUGUGGCAGAGUUUUGAUCACCCAACUGAUACGUGGCUGCCUGGUGGGAAGAUUGGGGACAGUAAGCAUGGCAAGGGAAAGAUAGUUCUGACUCCAUGGAGAAGCCCAGAGAAUCCAGCAACUGGGAUUUUCUCCGUUGAUGUGGGACCAAAUGGAACAAGUCAUAUACUGCUAUGGAAUCAUACUAAAAUCUAUUGGAGUAGUGGGGAGUGGACGGGGAAGAACUUCGUCAAUGUUCCUGAAAUAGACAAAAACUAUUACGUUAAAAAUUUCAGGCAUGUGAAGACGGAGAAUGAAAGCUAUUUCACCUAUGAUGCUGGUGUCCCUACGGCUGUCACUAGAUUCCUGCUGGAUUACACUGGGCAGCUCAAGCAGUUCGUUUGGGGGGAAGGCUUCACGCAGUGGACCAUCUUUUGGACGCGGCCGACACUACAAUGUGAAGUCUAUGGUUUCUGUGGGGCUUUCAGUAGCUGCAAUAAUCAGAAGGAGCCUCUUUGUGAGUGCAUGCAAGGUUUUGAACCCACUGUCCUUAAAUAUUGGGAAUUGGAAGACCAUUCGGAUGGGUGUGUGAGGAAGACCCCUCUAGAAUGUGGAAAUGGAGGAAAUGAUACCUUUUUUGUGAUUUCCAACACAGUCUUUCCAGUUGAUUCAGAGAAUUUGACUGUUACCACGUCUGAGGAAUGUGAAAAAGCUUGUCUGAGCAAUUGUUCCUGCACUGCAUAUGCUUAUGAUAAUGGGUGUUUGAUCUGGAAAGGAGAUCUCUUCAAUCUUCGAAAACUCCAGGAUGAUAAUGAGGGUGGAAAAGAUUUACAUGUAAGAAUUGCAGCGUCUGAGCUGGUGGAAACUGGAACAAACACCACUAGAGAGAAGGCCACCACAGAGAAGGUCACUUGGAUUCUCAUCGGGACAAUUGGAGGGUUCCUUCUGCUCUUUGGUAUUCUUCUGGUUGUUUUCUGCAGGAGACACAGGCGACCCAACAAAGCACUCGAGGCAUCUGACGAUUCUCUGGUGCUCUUUAAGUACCGGGAUCUGCGAAAAGCAACGAAGAACUUCUCCGAAAAACUUGGAGAAGGAGGAUUUGGUUCUGUUUUCAAAGGCACCUUGCCCAACUCAACUGUCAUUGCUGUGAAGAAGCUCAAAAAUCUAACACAAGAGGAGAAGCAGUUCCGCACGGAAGUGAGCAGCAUUGGAACAAUCCAGCAUAUCAAUCUUGUCCGCCUUCGGGGAUUCUGCGCAGAAGCUUCAAAAAGAUGUCUAGUCUUUGAUUACAUGCCCAAUGGUUCUCUAGAACAUCACCUGUUUCGAAAGGAUUCCAAGAUCCUGGACUGGAAAACAAGGUAUGAUAUUGCAGUGGGAACUGCCAGAGGAUUGGCUUACCUCCAUGAGAAAUGCAGAGACUGCAUCAUACAUUGUGACAUCAAGCCUGAGAACAUUCUAUUGGAUGCUGCAUACAACCCAAAGGUGGCUGAUUUUGGGCUUGCCAAGCUCAUAGGAAGAGACUUCAGCCGUGCGCUAACCACUAUGAGAGGAACCAGAGGCUACCUUGCACCAGAAUGGCUUUCGGGUGAAGCCAUCACACCAAAAGCUGAUGUUUUCAGCUAUGGAAUGCUGCUUUUCGAGGUUGUAUCAGGAGGGAGAAACAGAGACCUGUUAGAAGAUGGGACAGAUGAUUACUUUCCCACCCGAGUUGUUGAUGUAAUAAACAGAGGAGACGAUGUUCUUACCUUGUUAGAUAGCAGACUAGAAGGUAAUGCCACCAUGGAAGAGCUCACCAGAGCCUGCAAAGUAGCUUGUUGGUGCAUUCAGGACAAUGAGAAGGACAGACCAACAAUGGGGCAGAUAGUUCAGAUUCUGGAGGGAGUCUCAGAAGUGGGUACACCUCCAAUGCCUCGGUUUCUCCAGAAUCUCUCGGGAAAUCCAGCCGAUGGUGCCAUCAAUUUCCAGGAGACUUCUUCAGAAGCUUGAAGAGUCAUUCUUCAAUGAGAUUCAGGUAGUGAAAAUAUGGUACUUGGGUACCUUCCAGUGAGUGAUUACAUUCUCCAUCUUAGUCGUUUACAAGUCAAAGAUCGAGUACUCUUUCUUAUUAGGACUUCGAAGCAGGAGCUGCUGAAUCCCCUGGGUGGCCACGCCCGCAAAGGAUACGAAUCAGCUACUCAAAAUAAACUCAGCAUAUGUCAAUUCCACCAUGUCCCAACAAAAAUGAAGGUGGAUUUGAUGCAUGUAGUUUUGAUUUGAUUGUGAAAAACAAAUGUGUUAAUGUUAUAUGCAAAGCUUGUUCGAAUGUGUUUCUUAUACUAAAGCUUGCUUGAUU